This is a messenger RNA of Microthlaspi erraticum, 597 nucleotides long. The record is from the annotation of a GenBank genome assembly. Lineage: Eukaryota; Viridiplantae; Streptophyta; Magnoliopsida; Brassicales; Brassicaceae.
AUGCUAUCAUUAAUUGAUGUUGAGAGAUUCUUGGCAAACGUUACUCUUUCCGAGUUGCAAAGCCUAGACGUCGACAGUUUCCCAAUGCUAAUGGCAGCGUGCUUGAAGUUCUUAGCGAUGUUUGCUAGUCAUAUGCCAAAGCCGUUUACGAUUCAGCUGUUCCCGGAGCUGGUCUGUUUCCUUGGAGCAGAGUCAAACGUGGUGCACUCAUACGCUGCUCUCUGCAUUGAGAAGCUUUUGCUAGUGAAGGAAGAAGGUGGGAACUGUAGGUAUGUCGCUGGUGACAUAAGUCCCUUUUUGGUGCAGUUGAUGACGUACCUGUUUGCUGCACUCAAGUCUCCAGAAUCCGAGGAGAAUCAUUAUCUUAUGAGGUGUAUGAUGGUGGUUCUUGGUGUUGCUGAAAUCAGUGGUGAGGUUUCUAGGCCUUGCAUCAAGGGUUUGGCAGAUAUCUCAGUGAAGUUUGCAGAAAUUCUAGAAACCCCAUUUUUAACCACUACCUCAUUGAGUCUGUGGCUGUACUUGUUCGACGUGGAUGCGAACGCGAUGUUUCUCUCUUACCUGCAUUUGAAACAAGUCUUUUACCGAGCCUCUACAUGA